GGGGCCACUCUCAAUGGAAUGUAAAUAUGUAGUAAUAAUUUAUAUCUUGUGCUGCUGUGUCUUUUUAUAUUUGUCUUGAGACUUCAUUAUUUUAUCUUUUACAUAUCUGCAAGUCUUGGUGAUAUUUAUACUUAUUUUGUAUUUGUAAGUGUGUCGUUGCAAGUAAAUUAUGUUUUAUAGUAUCUAAUUGUCUCUUCAAAUUUAACAAAACUCGUUAGUUUCAGGUUCUUCACUUAAUUCUACUGUUUAAUCUCCGAACUCCUAUCCAAGCACACACUUGUCAAUAUCUUUAGUAUUCUCUUUCUCUACUUUAAUAUAAACUAAGCCAUCUAAGCCAAAAACAGAGAAGAAAAUCAUUAUUAAAAAAAUAACAGAUACUACAGAAGCAUUUUUUGCGAUAAAACUGGAUUUUACCUUAUUAAUAAAUGUUUUUGGUAGAGAAAAAGGAAGGCUUAAGACAUAUCACGCUUGCAUGCAUUUGGGACUUGGAAAAAUAACAGAAUACUCAUGUCUUGUGCUUGUAGUUGUUAAUUACAUUGUUGUACGGGUUUUACGUAUGACGUUAAGAGAGUGAGAUGCUGAAGGUUUGAAACUUGAAAGUGAUGAUAGGAUAUAACCGCUUAAGUAACUUGCCGACAAAAUCAAAGUUUUGGUUUUGACGGUGCUUAAGACUUGUACAACAUGGCUCAAUUGAAUGUGUCAGUGCUACAGUUCAACAAUUCUUCUGUCUUCAGAGUCCCUCCAACGACACUGUUUAUUUGCUGUCAGACACAAAGUAGAAGUAAUUCCUCAUGGUUAACUAAGAAGCUAUUAGUGGUUGAAGCAAGAGCAAAUGCUAGAACAGAAAGUCCAAAAAUUCGAAACAGAAGGAUUCAGAAAAAGUUCAAUGGAACUGCUAGAAAUCCAAGGCUUUCAGUAUUUUGCUCAGAGAAGCAAUUGUAUGCAAUGCUUGUAGAUGACAAGAAUAAGAAGUGUCUGUUCUAUGCAAGCACACUGCAGAAAUCGAUCCGAAAUCCCCCAUGCAGCACUUCUGAAGCUGCUAAACGUGUUGGGGAGGCACUUGUCAAAGCCUGUGCAGACCUCAACAUAAAUGAAAUAUCGUCCUAUGAUCGCAAUGGACUUUACCGUGGACAAAGGUUGGAAGCCUUUGAGAUUGCCAUUUCCAGUUAUGGAUUCUUGCCGGGAUAGGUUUGUGUCUGAAAGCUUGAGCUCUUUUGUCAAAUAUACAACCCACUGGAGUCAAUGCUUUUCUAUUUAGACAUUAUAACUUUUCCAGAUUAGUAGGUUUUAAUCUCAUCAUGUGAUUAAUAAUUGCUGAAAAGUAGAAGAAAGGAACUAGAAAAUCAGUGGUCCAAUUGUUAUGCAACUUGAAGUCAUUUUCAUUUCUGAAUCACAUUGUUUUUACAUUAUGUCAUGCACGUCCACCACCUGGACAGCACCUUAUGAAUUACAAGAAAGGGAGAGAUCAUCAAAUCUUUGAAGACAAACUGAACAUCAUAAAUAAGAUCUUAUGGUAUGCUUGGUUGGAAGUAAAAACAGAGUGCAAAAUUUAUAGAUAAGCUAAAUGAGUAAAAUUAUAUAAAGUUUAUUUAUAAAGUGAGACAAUUAAAUAGCUUUCACAAUUU
This is a messenger RNA of Arachis duranensis, 1625 nucleotides long. RefSeq lists its product as uncharacterized. Gene Ontology annotation, molecular function: structural constituent of ribosome; 5S rRNA binding. Gene Ontology annotation, biological process: translation. Gene Ontology annotation, cellular component: ribosome. NCBI's taxonomy places the organism in Eukaryota, Viridiplantae, Streptophyta, Magnoliopsida, Fabales, Fabaceae. The transcript is spliced from 5 exons. The record is from RefSeq and is a predicted model, not a curated record. The coding region runs from base 682 to 1188 and encodes 168 amino acids.